AAAAAAAAAAAAAAAAAGAGGACCAAAAACACAAAGCUACGACCCGCCGGGCGGUCGGAGAACCUUCCUGCUUUAUCUCUCCCUCCAUCCCUGCCGAGUUCCUGGCCCCUCUCUGUCACUCUCCCUGGGAGCGAAUUUCAACGAGCUUCAGCAAGUGUUUCAAUAGCUACGGGCGUACCAUAUUUAUCUUGUCCGAGUAGGAAAGCGAGAGACUUCCGGCGCUUAUUUCGGCUUUUGAAUUGGAUAGAAGAGCUUUCCGGUGUCUUCUGUUUCCUUAUAAUCAUGGAACUGCUCUUGAGAGGAAUGUGAUUCGUGAAUACAACUCCAGCUCCUUAGUAGGAAAGUACGUGUUCCCUGGCAGUUGCGAUGGUCCAGCAAACAAUGGACUCUAAAUCCACCGAGCGUGGGCAUGGAAAUAUGGAAUCUGACUUGGCUUCUGGUGAUAAGCAGCUGCCAAUUGCUGCAAAGAAGACGGCAUUGAGAGAGUUGCGGAAUGAGAAUAGAAUCAUAGUUCCAAGCACGACCAAAAGUCUAUCUUCUUUUAAAGACAAGGAUCCGACCGGUGAUCCCAAUAAGGUUGCUGGAACAAAAAGACCCCCUCCCCAAACCUGCUCAGAAUUUUCAGUCAGUCCGCCCCGAAGCGUCUCCCCCGGUGGUAAUGCUGCUAAUGGUCUUGUGUAUGUCCGUAGAAAGUCUGAAGCAGAAACAGCUAAGAGCGGAAUAGGUGACCGGACCAAUACCACUCCCAAUAAUCUUCAGCCUGGCCCUCUGAGUACUCAAGAGGAAUCAUUGAAACAGCAAUCCCAGAUAAAGGAGCCAAAAAUAGUCUCAUAUCCUGCAUUUGCUUCUAUUCCCUUUACUUCUCCGACCGGCUCAUCUGCAAAAGCUUCGGUUCCUUUGCCUCUUGGAAUGGCCGGCAUGAAGAUGGGAUCAUCAGUAGAGCCCAAGUAUGGUUCAACUGCUCCUGCAAGUUCACCGACAGAAAAUUCAAAGAUGGUGAAGAAUUGGGAUUGGGAAGAGCGGUAUAAACAGUUGCAGAAGUUAUUAAGUGACUUGGAACAAGCAGAUCAUAAAGAUUAUCUCCAGAUGCUUCGUUCACUCUCUUCGGUGGAUCUUAGCUGGCACGCUGUUGAGUUGGAAAAGAGAUCAAUCCAGUUAUCCCUGGAAGAAGCAAAAGAGAUGCAGAGAGUCGCACUCCUGAAUGUGCUGGGAAAAUCCGUGAAGAAUUGAAGGCAUCCUGCUGCAGACUGCAACUAGUGUUGAACCAAGAGUUCACUUCCUCGGGUCUAAAGCGCAUGGUUCAUGGAGAAGAUUUUGAACCAAAAUACCACUGUAAUAUGAAGAUGUAGACCAGAAAAUCAACUCUCGAGUGCUGUCCGAGAUACUUCUUAGGCUGUUAGAGCCGCUAGGUCAUCCCGUCCUUUCUCUGUACAUAUAAAUCUCAUAUGCUGCUUCUAAGCUCAGGUUUCCACUUUCCAGAAGCUACAUUUUUACGAGCAGAAACCCUCCAGUCUUCUCUCGUUUUUUUA
Messenger RNA from Punica granatum (pomegranate), 1529 nucleotides. The record is from RefSeq and is a predicted model, not a curated record. NCBI's taxonomy places the organism in Eukaryota, Viridiplantae, Streptophyta, Magnoliopsida, Myrtales, Lythraceae.